AUUCAACUUGACCGAUCUUCCUUAUUUUUGGUAAAAUGGUAAUACUCACAGGAAUAGAAACCAACUGAUUGUUAGACAGAUCCAAAUGCGAGGCUUUCUUAAUCGUCGCCUGAAAUGAAAUGUUCAUACAUUAUCAAUCCCAAAAUUUCGUUAACAUAAAAUGCUCCGAAAUCCAUCUGGUUACUCACAAUUUCCUUAAUAGGGACCUCUUUAAGGUCGCACCAGCUCAGAUCAAGGGUCUCGUCCUCCAGCUUAUCCUUAACUUUGAUCUUGACCGUCAUUUUCACUCCACUAAAGAAAAAUAUAGAAAAAAAAUCGAAAAUUCUAGAUCAAUGGCCCCGAAAUCAUCAACAACUCCAAAACUUCAACGAAUGGAUUUAACCGGCAAAGUGAUAACCUUGAUGCCCACGUAAGCAGAAUGCUGCAGGCAGUUUCUCAUGUAUCGACACUCAAUACAAAAGCGAAAGAGAAACACAAAAUAAACCAGACAAACAGCCUGUCAUCAUCAUAAUCACCGGCGAAAUAUUGCUGUUAGCGUCAAUUCACUCAUUUGCAGAUAAUUACGAGGAGAACUUGAACAAUUGGAAUUCAAGCUCCGCCUUCGCGAUAGCAAUUGAUAAGAUUAAUUAGUCAUUUAUUCACUGUAGUGCCAACGCCUCCGCUUUUAAACUCAUUUUUCCAGUUGAUCUUCAAUAAUUCAACGCUCAAGGUUUUCAAGAACGGAACAGAACAGGAUCAUGGCGUCAGAAGUGCCUGCAGUAUUGCAAAAACUUUAUGGCUACAUAGACCAACAUAAGAAGGAAUACAUCGACAAUCUCCGUGAGGCAGUAGCCAUAAAGUCGGUGUCAUCAUGGCCAGACUCUCGUGGCAACUGCAUAAAGAUGAUGGAGUGGAUGGAGGUGAAGAUGAAGGAGCUUGGAGCGCAGACAGAACUAGCUCCAAUCGGCAAUGAGACAUUUCUGGACGGCAGAAUCCUCCCCCUGCCCCCAGUUCUCCUCGCCUCACUCCCCAAGGAUCCAAAGAAGAAGACAGUGCUGAUCUAUGGACACCUGGACGUCCAGCCAGCUUUGAUCGAGGAUGGUUGGGACACUGAGCCCUUCACUCUCGUCGAAAAGGACGAUAAGCUGUUCGGGCGAGGCAGCACUGACGACAAGGGUCCAGUGCUCUGCUGGCUGCACGCACUCCAAGGGUACAAGGCCAUUGGCGAGGAGUUCCCAGUGAACCUGAAGUUCAUUUUCGAGGGAAUGGAGGAGUGUGGGUCUGAGGGGCUCGACACACUCCUCUGGGAGAGGAAGGAUUCCUUCUUGACUGACAUUGAUUACGUCUGCAUCUCUGACAACUACUGGCUGGGCACCACUAAGCCCUGCAUCACUUAUGGCCUUCGCGGAUUGACUUACUUCCACGUUGAGGUCAGCUGUGCCAAGGCCGAUUUACACAGUGGAUCCUUCGGGGGGUGCGUGCACGAGGGCAUGAGCGAUCUCAUCUAUCUGCUCAAUACUUUGGUCGAUGUCAAUGGAAAGAUCCAGGUCGAGGGGAUCUACGAUUCUGUUGCCAAACUGACUGAUGAAGAGCUCGACAGCUACAAAGAUAUCGAGUUCGAUGUCAAAGAGUUCAAGAAGUCAGUCGGUGCGAAUAGACUAGCUCACAACGAAGACAAGACCCAGUUGCUGAUGCAUCGUUGGAGGCAGCCCAGUCUCUCCAUUCAUGGAAUUGAGGGUGCCUUCAGCGAACCCGGGGCCAAGACUGUGAUACCGAGAAAGGUCAUCGGAAAGUUCUCGAUCAGAAUUGUUCCUGAUAUGAAGGUUGAAGAUGUUGAGGCCAAGGUAAAGGCACAUCUUGAGAGGGAGUGGAAGAAGAGGGGGAGUCCGAAUAGUAUGAAGAUUGUCAUGGGACAUGCGGGGAGACCCUGGACUGAGAACCCAGAUCAUCCACAUUAUGUCGCUGCCAGGAAGGCUACCAAGUACGUUUAUGGGGUUGAUCCUGAUUUGUCGAGGGAGGGAGGCUCCAUUCCUGUUACACUGACCUUCCAGGAGGUCACUGGGAAAAAUGUACUGCUGUUGCCAGUUGGCUGUGGAGAUGAUGGAGCACAUUCCCAGAAUGAGAAGCUCAAUAUUCGGAAUUAUAUUCAGGGUACCAAAUUGCUGGGUUCCUAUCUCUACGAAGUCUCUCGCCUGUGAAACGAUGACGUACUAUAAUGAGGAUUACGGAGGAUGUUGAGAGUUUGAAAGAUGAGAAAUAUAUUUUACACUUUUGUUAAUGUUCAUUCAUAAAACUGGCUUACAUAUAAAAGAAGAUUAGUCUCGAAGACGCCUUUAAUAAAAAAAAUAUGAAGAAAAUGUUGUGAUAUGUUUA
Diachasma alloeum is the source of this 2352-nucleotide messenger RNA. It is a transcript of the gene Cndp2, whose product is annotated as cytosolic non-specific dipeptidase. Gene Ontology annotation, molecular function: metallodipeptidase activity. The record is from RefSeq and is a predicted model, not a curated record. Gene Ontology annotation, biological process: proteolysis. Bases 738 to 2177 code for a protein of 479 amino acids. Lineage: Eukaryota; Metazoa; Arthropoda; Insecta; Hymenoptera; Braconidae. The transcript is spliced from 3 exons.